AUGGAUAAACCGUUGAAAUCUCCUAGAGGGAAGACUGUGGUGGCUGUGUCAGGAGCCGAUAUGUCCUCGAUGGCAUUGAUGAACGCCAAGGAUUUCGACUAUUCUUGUCUCCCGAGGAGCUAUGCUCCAAGAUCUCGCUUAUUGGAGAGAAAUUCCUGCAAUUUCAAGAAGAUCGAUCUGCCCAACCUGCAAUCUGUUGAAGACCAAAGUUUGAGGAUCGAUUCUGCACAUAGAGAAGGGGGUUCGAUUGGAGUCUUGAGGUACAAGUGUGCAGCAUGCUUUAGGCAAUUUAACAAAAAGGAACACCUAGUGGAACACAUGAAGACCUCAUUUCACUCAUUCCAUGAGCCCAUGUGUGGUAUCUGCGGAAAACGUUGCAGGUCUUUUGAAUCACUUAGGGAACAUCUAAUAGGUCCAUUGCCAAAGGUGGAAUGUGCAAAGAUAUUCAGUGUUAGAGGUUGCAAUCUAUGCUUAGCUAUUCUUGAGAGCUCUAAUGCUCUUAGGUUUCACCGAGGGAGAUGUCAAUUCUCGCGUGCAUCCCCUGCAGGAUUGAUCUCUAGAAUGUCUAAUUUAGGAAUACAAGAUGAACUGAUCAGAAUUGAUAAUGGAAGAACCAGAGGACCACAAGUAGUUGCACUUGCUUGCAAAAUGGUUGGUGGUGGCAGUGAUGGCUCAUUAGAUCUUUGUGCCAGAGUUUGCCUAAUUGAUGAAGAUGAAAACAUUAUCUUCCAUUCUUAUAUCAAACCCCAGAUUCCGGUCACAAGUUAUCGAUACGAAACGACUGGUAUUCGAUCAGAAUACUUAAGAGAUGCAAUGCCAUUAAAGCAAGUGCAGAGGAAGAUUCAGGACUUUUUGUGUAAUGGUGAACCGAUAUGGACAAUCCGUGCGAGAAGAGGAAGAGCAAGGAUUCUUGUAGGCCAUGGUUUGGAUCAUGACCUAGAAUGUUUAGGGGUGGAGUAUCCAGCACUUAUGCUCAGGGACACAGCCAUAUACCCUCCAUUGAUGAAAACAAGCAAGCUCAGCAACUCACUCAAGUAUCUAACAGAAGCUUAUCUUGGGUAUGACAUCCAAACAGGGAUACAAGACCCCUAUGAAGAUUGUGUAGCUACAAUGAGGCUUUAUAUGAGAAUGAGAUCCCAAAUCCAUCCUGUAGAGGACAAUCCGUUCACUACCGAUGCAUCAAAUCGCAACAAUUUUUCAAGUUUAAGACAGAAUGAACUUGAAAGAAUGACACCAGAUGCAUUACUGGGUAUCUCAAGGUCUGAUUACUAUUGCUGGUGUUUGGACUCUGAGAAAGUGGCAGAACCUUGA
This is a messenger RNA of Telopea speciosissima, 1311 nucleotides long. RefSeq lists its product as uncharacterized. Lineage: Eukaryota; Viridiplantae; Streptophyta; Magnoliopsida; Proteales; Proteaceae. Bases 1 to 1311 code for a protein of 436 amino acids. The transcript has 7 exons. The record is from RefSeq and is a predicted model, not a curated record. Gene Ontology annotation, biological process: rRNA processing. Gene Ontology annotation, molecular function: 3'-5' exonuclease activity; nucleic acid binding. Gene Ontology annotation, cellular component: nucleus.